CAGGUAGCAGCCUCUCAUAUGCAAUAACCAUGGAGGAAGAGAGGAAUAUGCCCAAGAGGCCGUGGGAUACGUGCCAAGAGGUCCCGGUCAUUGAAGAUGAACAGACGCCAUGGAAAAUGAUCAGACUCCUAAGGUUCAUCUCACUGUGUAUCGUCGCUGUGAUUGUGUUUGGACUGGCACUAUGUAGCAAGACUUCUUUCCUCCUCCUCAUCACCUUGGCUAGCGAAGGCACAAAGACUCUCCCCGAUGGCCAGAAACCUGUCGCUCUGCUCUGUAUCAGCUGCUCUCUUAUCGCUUCCAGCAUGCUUCUACUCCUCAAGAGCAUCUGGAAGGCGUGUUACAAAACAUCAAAGCUACCAAGAAAAACAACUUUUGCCCUGGUUCUGUUCUUUGAGUUCAUCGUGUCUCUGGGUGCAGCGAUUCUCACAAUCGUAGCAAUGCCACACUUGGACAUCGUGACCAACAUGACGAUACUGAACGGUGUAGUCGUCCUCUCUGCGCUCCUACAGGUGGUCACUCAGUGCACUGCCAAAGAAAGGAACCGCUUCCUGGCACCAUCCAUCACUGCCUUUAUCCUGAUUAUGCUCGGUUACGUCCUGUUCCUCACCUUAUACAUUAUGAAAGAUCCUACUGGAAUCAAGAGGGGCAUUUGGGUGGGUCUGGCUGUUGGUGGGGCUUUCUUGGUGUCUUUCAAUUGGUGGGAGAACUACUUGAGACUCAUCAGCGAAAACAGCAGCUCUGUCUUCCUCAAAGAGUUGUGUAAAGAUGUGAGAAGGAGCCAAAACAUGCUGCACAUCCUCUCCAGCCUGCUCAGGAUCGUGGUGACCGCCUGUGUGCUCGGAGCCUAUGUCCCUCUGGCCAAAAUGGACUGGGACAUAGUGACCUCCAUCCCGAGGCGUGAGACAAGAAUUAUAGCCAUCAUCAUUGGGGUCCAGUUGGUCUCCUCUGCACUCUGCCACUGGUUUGCUGUGGCCGCCUGCAAGAUGCACGCCCUGCGACGAUGCUUCAUCCUGCCUUUGUACCUGGCCUCUCUGGCUGUCAUGGCUCUGCUCAUCAUCCCUGUUAUCGUUUACUAUCAGGACUACAGAAUAAGUCUGAACGGGACUGAAAGCAUCAACUUCACAGGCUACUGCAAUGUAGUUGUGGAUGGAAGAAACCAAAGCUUGAACGGCAGUGUGUUCCCACAUCUGGUUCUGGAUGUUACACACACUCUGUGCUUCCUGGACAUGUCCAAGAUAACUGACAUUGGCAUGCUGACAGGUUCAGCAGUGUCCUGGUGGCUCGGUCUUGUGUUGGCCACUGUCCACCUCUGGAACCUCAGUCUGUAUCGCAUCCAGAGGACACAAGACCUGUUCAUCAGGAGGCUGUAUGAAGGAGGAUUUAUGGAGCAGUCACUGCUUCUAAAUGCUCGAUUUGACAUCCAGACGAAUGAGAAGCAAAAGAAAUUCAGGCCACUAGACCCGGUGAAAGUGUUCCUGUGUGCCACCAUGUGGCAUGAAACUUACGACGAGAUGAUGAAGAUAAUAAUUUCAAUAUUUCGACUGGACAAGUACAGGCCAAAGAAGGAAGGAGAAACAAGUGAUGUGACUUUUGAAGGCCACAUCUACUUCGACGAUGCCUUCAGUGAUGUUCCCGGGAGUCGAGGGCGCCACGUCAACGAAUAUGCAGAGAUGCUUGUAGAAAUUAUCCGAGAAGUUUACAGGUGA
This is a messenger RNA of Morone saxatilis (striped sea-bass), 1706 nucleotides long. RefSeq names its product chitin synthase chs-1-like. Gene Ontology annotation, cellular component: cell periphery; cell septum. The record is from RefSeq and is a predicted model, not a curated record. Lineage: Eukaryota; Metazoa; Chordata; Actinopteri; Moronidae. The coding region runs from base 30 to 1706 and encodes 558 amino acids. The transcript has 7 exons. Gene Ontology annotation, molecular function: chitin synthase activity.